UCUGCGCUCAGUGCAAUCAAGGAGUGAAACAAGUGAAACGAUGGAACGUAAGCAAGAUUCACAGAGGCUGCUGGAGCUGUCUUUCGGUGAUGAAGUAGAACUUUUCCCUGUGAACAUAAUUGAGCAACGUACGCUCCUAGUGCGCCAGCAUCGCACGUUGCACUGUUUCCGGAUGGAAAAUGGAACCAACCAGCCAACCUGGAAGCUUUUGUGGUCUCGAGAGAACUUCCUGGACAGCGGGGCAGGGCACAAAUUGCUGAUCACCAAUGCCGGUUGGUUGUUAAUCAGAACACGUAAUGGAAUGAAAUUCUACCGCUUGGAAGGGAAAGAUCUGACACCGCGGCAUUACACUACGGACGGGCGAUACCGGUCAAUGUACGGCUGGGAUAUGCCGGGAACCGUGGUGCUAAUGGGGCACUUCUAUGCCGAUCAGGAGCGAGUGGGAGUGCUGAGCCGUAACAAACGUGGUACUGUGAGAUUUGAGCAGAUGGUAGAAAGUGUGGUGCUGGAUGGUGGCAUUCAACCACUAUGGGCAUUGAGCGAAUCGCAUGUGCCUGUUCCGGCCUCAUGGAAGCAGUCAACGACGCACCUAUCAUUGGCCCUAGCUGAUAACAGCCGUCAGAUGGUUAUUGUAGAACGUGCCGCCCCAGGACUGAUUAAUGUACACAAGUUCAACGAAAAUGUAAAACUUCAAACGAUCGCACACUCGGAGGGUGUCGCUUACAGUGGACCAGACCAGGAGGUCAUUGCAUUUGGCAACAUCUUUAGCGGUGGUGAUGGCAUGGAUUUGAUACAGCUGAGUUCUGCAGGACUAACGCUUUUCCAGCGCACGGGAACAUCCUUUCGUGCCGUGUUCCGGAAUUAUCCGUUGGGUAGCACAACGUCCGUUUGGGAGAUGAAACACUGGCGCACGGCUGUCCUGAUGGACGUGGAUGCUGAUGGUAAAGACGAACUUUGGCUGUCCGGACCGCAGGGCAUCGUAGGUUUUCGAUUGUCGGAUGCAGGCGCUCAAAAUAUGGCCGAUGAUUUCGAAUUCCCGGAUGAUGUACGCUAUGCGCGAACCAUGGCCUUGCUGCUUGAUGGUUUAAACGCACCAAUCUUACUGUCAGCCUCAGGACGAUCGCUCAACUCGUUUCGACUCCAACCUUCAGCUGUUAAUCAAACGCAAAUUCCCGAACCCAACAACGGAGGAUUAAACACAGGUGAAAUGGAAGUCUUACAGCCACUGUUUACCAUUAACCUUCACUCCGGCCCGAGGACACAACUUUCCCUCGCAGAACAGCUUGAUACAUCGUUGCUGGCUGAUCCGAUAAAUCCUUUUCUUGGGAAUCUCAACUUUGCGUUGCCCCUCCUCAAAGUGGGCGAUCUGUUCAGCCUUUCAACGACGAAGUAUGUUUUCUAUCAAGAAACAGACAGUGACGGUCCAAUGGGACGAGGUUGGUCUCUGUCGGCGGAUUGCGUGUUUAUCGAUCGUCGUAACAGCAUCUUCUCAGAAGACCAUCGAUACUACCUUUUAAGGAGCGGUUCAGCGACGGAGCUUACACCGAGAGAAAACAACGCGUUAACCUUUGACCUAGCAGGCAGUCCUGAUACGAGCGUCUCUUUCAAUCGCACCUUGAACCAAUGGGUGAUCGUAAACGAGCAGCAGGACGUGUUCACCUACGGUAGCCAUGGUACAAAUCAGUUCGUAAAGAUGGAUAUCGGAUCGGAAAAUUGGCCUUUUCCGCUGGAUGUAGAGAAGUAUAGUGAUCGUAAGGAUACGCAUAUGCCAUCCGUAUGGUAUCUAGUUCAUCACAGCGAUCGUUUGGGCGAUCAGUGGCUGCAGUACUCGUACAUCAAGGAAUCUGGGCAAGAUGAUUUGCUACUAAGCACGAUAGCAACUAGCAGCGGAGGAUUGCUUCAGUUAUCUUACACGAAGCAUUUUGGAAAAAAUCUUUUCACCAACUUUCGUAUCACCACUCCUAGCUACAGCCAAUCCGUGGACUUGCGCUAUGUGCAAACAGACGACCAGGUACGGCUUCAUACUAUCUCUCAGCAGGAUAAAACCGUUCUGCAGUUCACAUACCGUGGUGUUGCUGGAGCCAUGAGUGAGUUCGUUUAUCCAAAUGGUCUUGUAGCUCGGUUCGAUUAUAACCCAUUACAAAUCAACCGAAACGUGCUGAUGAACAGCUUCGAAACAUUCGCCGCCCCAAGAGCAGAGUAUGGCCCCAGCUAUCUGCUGGUGUGUGACGUUACAGCACAUCAUCAGCUGCGGGUCCGGUUACGCGACCACCUUGGAUCAGAUACUAUACCGAUUGCUGGAUCCACUCUUCCUAUGCUCGGGAAGAGACCAGUACUCAACUACGAAGUGUUCACCGGAGAAAAGUUUUUCGCACUGCUGCUAAACCACGGCGACGAAUGGCAAUUGGAGUUAUGUUUGUUUCACAGUGAGGCAGAUGUUUGGCAGGCCAUUCCCACGUAUAUUAAACUUCCGAAAGGUACAGCCGUACGCCGAGGACAGGAUUUUUUGCUCGCUAUUCAAGCGCACCGUGUAACGAUCAUCGAACGAACGAAUGGACAGUGGCGUGCAUUGAAGCCCAUCGAGCACAGCGAGUCCACGUUGUUGUACUUCUUCACGCACGGUUUCCUCGCGUACGAUGAUCAAGUGCUCAAAAUUCACACUCGCCACUCCAGUACAGGUGCGUGGUUGCCUAAGGUUCUUUCUAAUCUUCCGGCUGGUCUCAUCCGAAGCUCCUCGUCCGUGUUCGAUCGGUUCGAUCAUUCAGCAGAAGUUCUCGAUAAUCUGAAGCGUGGUUUGUUACCAGAUGCAUUGGGCAUGUACCACAACGUGAUCGUGUUCCGUGCGCUCACACUCGAAGACACACGGCUGUACGUGGUGCUGUACCUCUUGCACAUGAACAACGAACACCAGGUUGUACGACAGGAAGUGCGCCGUAUUCUUAUUGAAGACCUAGCUACGUACACUUUCAAUCCACCGGAAAUGGAAGGAAACACAUUUCAAUUCGGAUACCGACAGGAAGGGGCGAAGUAUCGCUUGAAGGUGGUCAAGCAUACGGGCAAGAUCUUGGAGGAGAUGGAGAAGAUUAAGGCUCAGGUUGAGCAAGAAAUUCGCGACCAACCGAGAGCACCAGAAGCUGAGAAACAACGCUAUCGCCAGGAGGUUAAUGAUAAACUGAAUUCCCAGCUGAACGAGAUAUAUCAAAACAUCACCACUCAGAUCCCGUUUGCAAUCGAUCCCGGAAAGCUCGGAAUGAUCAUCAACGAAGGAUACAUCCUUACCGCCAGCCAUAAGGUGCAGUUUGAUGGGGUGGAAUGGAAUGAAACACGAAUAGCACAGUCAGAGAUUACACUCGAUCAGCUAUCGUUGCCUCUUGGUCACGAUUAUCGGCUCACAAAGGCGCACCAUAAUGCUACCUUUCAACUGCAAAAGAUCGAUGGAUCGGUGGUGUUUGACACUGAUACAAGCGAUCCCGAUGAGCUACACAUAAGACAUCCUUCCUACAUGGCUGUACAGACAAAUGCUAGCACAACGACGUACUUUUACCACUUCGAUCGUGCAGAGCUCAUGCAGCUACCGGCAAACGAGACUCUCAGUAGGAACAGCAACGCGAUGGCCAUCAUUAGCACCACCCACGAUGGAAAAGCAUUACUGGUUCGUACGCUCAAGUCGUUCAGUGUUACAGUCCAGAAUGUUAUCUGGUGUUAUGAGCUCCUGGAUAGUCGCAAGGAACGGAAAGUGACUUAUCAUUACGAUUUUGAUAGUCGUACUGCAAUUCCUCACGGCAGCGACUUCUUACUAACGGACGUCAGAAUCACUCCAGUUCAUCGCAACGCUCCGUUCGGAUGGUUCCAGGAGAGGUACAAUGUGACGGACUCCACCCAGAGCACAAAGUCAGUGUUUAACUCUGCGGGCAAGUUCGUCAAAGUGCUAGAUCAAUCUGCGUCAUCUGCCGAUGCUCGGGAGGAAGCACCGAUCGAUCAAGAUGGUGCACUGCUUGCACGUGAUGGAAGAACUAUCAUCGCCGAUGUUCGACCCUAUCGUAUAUCGCAAGAUUUGGUUUCAUACUAUGGCUUUGAGCCCUAUGAACGGAACGUCCGCGGAUCGGACGGGCAACGUCGCUGGGCUUGGAGCAAUGGAAAAACACUCGAAGAAAGGGGUAAUCAUUUCUUGCGACUGCCGAAAGGAUCUUCUCUGAGUGGCACAUUUCAGCCGGCGAGUCCUGUCGGUAUGUUGCUAGUAUCGUGCUGGUUACGUACGUCGGGAAAUCUGAACAACUCAUUACUGGUAAAUCAAAACGGAAAAACUGUAAAAGGCGAGGUACGAUUUACCGUUGAAGGAUGGAAGUACAUCGAAGCAUUUAUCGACAGUAAGAGCCGAUUUGAUGUCAAAGUGUCAGCCUCUGCAAACAGUCACAUGGAUGUAGAUCAUCUGAGAGUUUCUCCUAUUCAUUUGAAGCUUGAAAUUCAAAUUUACGAUCACACCACCGGUCUAAGGCGAUCGACCAUGUAUGCCUCAGGGCUGCUGUCUCACUAUCUGCACGAUCGAUAUGGCAAGGAGAUUGCUCACAUAACCGAAGAGGGAACGUUGGACAGUUUUACAUUCCGCUCGCGUGUGCACAACACUCGCAUUGACAUGACACCAUCGCAGGGAGAGCUGCUGAAGGCAACCAAGGCAAACGCUUACGCUGGUGUAUUGAAACAUCAACCGGAUACAGUGGUCCUUAGAUUCCGUUACGCUGGAUCAGAUACCGGAACCGUAACAAUUGCGUUCGACACGCGAAUCUUCCUACUGACAGUUGCCAACAAAGAAGCAACACUGCGCCAACAGCAACAAAGCAUUACGGGGAUCCCCGUAGAAGGUGAACUGGUUAUCUUCUGUACCGGAACCCGAUACAGCAUCUGGGUUGAAGGCAAAUUAAUUUCGGAAAGCUUUGACACAAUCAUUCCACUCCAAAACUAUCGCAUAGAGAGCUCGAAAGUGCACGUUUGGGAGGCGAUCUUGCUGUACGAUGCCACUGUGAAGGUAAUUUACAGUAGUGAUUUCGGUUUACCCAGGCAGUUGGUGGAGCUGAAAGGAUCAAACUCAGUGGCUGUACAAGAGAUCCUGUAUGACGAGUUGAAUCGUCCAGCCAUUAAAACCAAGUGGACAGAGGUGGACUGCACAGAUUCACCAACGCUUUUUGCGUAUCGAGACAAUUUCGUUCGAAAUGAAUCGCACGUUUGGAAAAGCGGCCAAUUAAGUGGACGGGUCGCUGAACUCAAUGAGGACUGCGAGGGUUAUCCCUUUAGCAGGACGGUGUACGCCAAGAUACCGCUGGACGAUCAAAAGAUCAUACAAUCGUUCCCGGGAAAAUCAUUCGCCAUCGACGGUGCCUUUGCCAAACGCUUUGAUACUGGAUCGCGGAUUGACUUUUUGGAAAAUUUAUUCCCCAAGGAACGAGGAUUUAGAUACGAGUAUGAACGCUAUCCCGACCAGUCCGUGUACGUUACGGUGCACGAUAGGGUUCGUAAAUUAAAGGUGGCUUAUUACGUUCGCACGCAUGACGGUGACCAUCGACUAACGACGUAUCAAUAUGACUCGCAGAAUCGUUUGAUUACACAGCUGCCUCCAACGUACCACGACGAAGCCGACACCUUCUCUAGAAUAGAGCCAUUCGAAGAUGGAAGCUUUUCUCCGGAGCAACUGCAACUACAGCAUACCUGGGGCACACGGUACGAGUAUGAUCCAGAGAGUGGUCUUCUUGUUUCGAAACGAACUCCCGAUUCGGGCACGGUGCAAUACCUGUACACACCGGAAGGCCUGCUCCGGUUUGUGGUAUGGCCAAAUCAGCAGAAGGUUAUGUACUUUACCUACUCACCCGUUGGCGAACUAUCGGAAAAGGGUAUGAUCGAAAUGAAAGCGGAUGAGCUAACGAAAUACCUGGCAAAUGACGCUACAUUACCACCUUCCUCAAACUCCGUGUCAUUUGACCACGAUCUAACCGAUCUUGCUCCACAGCAUCGUCACCAUGUACAGAGCUCUUGGAUGAGAGUGAACAAUCGUACACUGGCAGAAAUACUGCUGUUCGACCAACAAGAGCAACUGGUCUCGAGUACGCUCUUCUCAAACAGUAACCACUCGCUAUCGAUUGCAUACACAUAUCGUAAAAAUCAGAUCCAUGAGCUUCAGUAUCCCAUCAAAGUGCAGGACAAAGGGUUUCGUUUACGAUACACCUACGACUUCCGGGGCAAGAUUGCGAGCGUAGCGAAUGUCGCAACCGGUGAGACGUAUGUGGCGAUAGAAAAUAACGCACUGGGCCUCCCGAAAACCCUCACAUUCCAGCCCGCAUCUUCGUAUAGCUACCGCCGUCACUUCAGCUACAAUCAACCGGGUUAUCUAACAAAGAUCGAGGAUCCUUAUCUUACCGAAACGAUCGAUUACACUGGGCGCGGUUACGGCGGUUUGCCGGUUGGCGAUGGAACGGUGCAGAUGACCCACUUCAAUGCGACCUGGCAUAACCAUAGCAAUGCACGAUUGCUGCAGCUGAAAGCCACCCAUUUUGGACCACGCAGAUCGAAACUAUGCUACGAGGCGCUGAAAUCAUCCGGAUAUGUAGAUUCACGCGGUAGACCUACGCGUAGUCUAUAUCCGGCACUCGAGCUCCGGCUACCGAUCUUAUGCCAGUUGGGAACGUAUGGACAUCGCAUAGCAGCGCUACUGGACAGUCGUGGAUUUCCACAACUCUACGGACACCGUUAUGACUACGGAAGCCACCGGCAGAUGAUCCGAGCGAAAUAUUUCCAGAACGAGGAAGAAGCAAAGUUUGAACCACUUCGUAGCGCAUCCUUUGCGGACAUUGAUGGAUUGGAUGCGGCGGCAGCAACUGCCAUUUGGAGCGCUCUAAACGAAGCCGGAUUCGUACACAGUGACUGUCGUCGUCACCAGGCUACUGGUCUUACCGGGUGCCACGGUUUACCUGGAAAAUCUUUGUUUCAUCCUAUCAUUGACCAGCAUUCCAAAGGUGCCCUGCUGGGAGGACUUUUGAUGGUGAUGAUAAAUGCACGAAAGAACCUGUUCGAGGGUGACUUUCAAAGGAUAUGUUCUGCCUGGUAUCGGGACGAGAUAGUGGAUCCUAGCGCAUCGUCCUGCACUACUUUGUGGAGCCUGCUUUUGAACAACAAUUUCGUUGGCAUCAACUCGAACCAUUCCGUGGAAGCGCUUAACCCCGAAUUGCGAACCCUCCUGAAACCAUACAGCGACCAUCUUCCUGCUAUCGUGGGUUUGCUGUUUCGUAAGUUUAGUACCGCGCUUGGUCACAGUUCUGGCGAUGUUCAGUCUUACGGAAUCGACGGUAACGGAAACCAUCGCCACUUUUAUACCGGUUUCCGGCGGUACAGGUUCGACUACGUUGAGGGCACUAACAAAAUUGCCGCUGUUUACCGGAUGAAUUUAACUGCUGAUAACGGCUUGCAGGAAGAACGGCUACCGAUGGAGCACAACGAAGAGGGAAGCGUUACUCGAGCGCUACAUAAAGGCAUUCAACGAAUCACGUACGAUCCUCUGCUUAACCGCCCAGCAGAGAUCGCCAUGACGGAUGGAAGACGAAUUUUAUUUGACUAUAAUGUCCGUGGACAGCGGUUAUCAAAGCGUUGUUACGAUCGCAGUGGAACUUUAACCAGAAAGAAGUACUACGUCCGAGAUGUGCACGGCAAACCGUUGAUCGAGUAUGAAGCAAUGUAUGAUGGGCUUAAAAGCGCCCCCCAAGUGCGAGCUACUAUCUUCAUUUACGCUGACGAUCGGUUGAUAGGGUUUAUGCGGAACGAUCAAUUCUACAGUGUUUCACUCGACCAUGAAGGAUCUGUUAGGCUGGUGGUUCGCAACGGAGAGGUGGUGGCCGCGUACGACUACUUGCCUUACGGUGAACUGCUACGGUCUUAUGGUGAGGAUCCCGAUGGACAGCUUGAUUAUCGUUUCACGGGCAAAGAAUGGGAUGAUGAGACGGGAUUGUACGAUUUCCAUGCAAGAUUGUACGACCCGGAACUGGGACGGUUCUAUCAGAUGGAUCCCAAGGAACAGUACGCCAGCCCUUACGUGUACGCCGGAAAUUCGCCCAUUUCGCUAGUUGAUCCCGAUGGACAGUUUGCGUUCAUCAUUGCAGUCGUCGUUUUUGCCACUGCAGGGGCGUAUCUGGGUGCUGCAUCUGCCAACAACUCGUGGGAUCCUACGAAAUGGACUCUAAAAAAGGCUCUUCUUGGUGGCGUAAUUGGUGGCCUGGUGGGUGGUUUUGCACCCGCAGGCUUUGUCGGAUCCUUUGCAGUGUUAUCUGGUGCAUUUGGUUCGAUCGCUGCUACUGGAAUUUUAGCGACAUCAACCGUUGGCUUUGCAUACUUGAAUAUUGCCGCGGCCAAUGGGAACUGGGAUCCCAGUAAAUGGGAUUGGUCGAAGCCAGGGACUUGGGAUGCUCUCUUUACCGGUGCCAUCACCGGUGGUGGGCUUUUCAAUACUUUAGGUAACGUGCGCAAUGUCUACAGUUCACUCAGCGGGAUGCAUCGUGCAGGAUUCGUGCUACUAACGGGUGGCGUAAGCGGUGGCAUUUUGCUGUACUCUGGCAGCAGAGCCAACAAUGGCAGUUUAAUGUUUUGGGAAUGGGACUGGAGCAAACCGACGACCGUGUGGGGUGCUGUGCAGGGGGCCAAUUUUGGGCUGCAGAUAUCGCCGCAACUGGCAGUCAACGUUCCGGAAAUUGUGCAACGUUUCGAUAAAGUGAAAGAGAUUUUUAAAGCAAUCAAAGCGAAGGACUUCAAAGUCGCCACAGCAUUAGUUAAAGACGAAGUGAAAGCCUGGCGUAGCAUCUAUAGCUCAAUCUCAGGGAACGACCUAGUUCAACACGGUGUGUCUCCUGAUCUGAUGCUAAAGGCCAAAGCAUACAUGCAGAUGCACGGAAAAGAAGAACUUAUGGGAGUGAUUGAAAAUAUUUUGGCUGGUCAAUCAAUUCUUUUCAAAAUCAUUGGUAAAGACGAACGGGAGCGUCGAAGCAUCACGUUCGCUCCCUUAACAAUCUCCAACGAGAGCUAUCUUAGCCCCAGUUACUUGUCUUAUGGAAAAUUAAUCCACGAAACUUCCUCCACGAAGGUUCCAUUGAUGAUCUCCAGUUCAAGCAAAGUAUCAAGCUGGAUCAACAACCUAUUCCAAGGAAUAUUCCGCGUACCGAAUCUGUUCCAACAAUAUUCUUUUAACGAAUCGAACAACAACGUCCAACUUUUCAAGACCAUCAAGCAAGAUGAACAGAGCAAAUUCUUCCACGUUUCGAAUUGCUUUUACCAACCGUCAGAUAGGACGGGAUCGAACAAAUCCACGUGUUACGAAAACCACGGAGUGUCUUACAUUUUCACCUACAAUCAAAUCGACACGCAACCCAUCACCGAGGAUAGUUUUUCGAUUUGCUAUCCAAUAGAGUACGAAGGACUCCCAUCAGUAGCGUGUCCAGGAACCAACAUCACUUACGUUUUCACACCGUAUCGUACGCAUAUCAAUUAUUUGGAUCAUUUGAAUGGCACACUGACUCUGCUAAUGGUGCUUCCCACCAUCGCUAGCAGCUUUACAGCUUUCGUUAAAAACCUGGUAAAUGGCACGACUGUAAGCAGCAGUAAACCCUCCGACGAGGUCUCGAAGGACGAAGUGUUGCAGCUAAUUGAACAGCUGGACAGCGUUCGCAAAGCAGUCGAAGAGUACCGAAUGGUAGGAGCAGGUGGGUCGGAAAAUUGGCGUUGGGUUGAAAACAUAAUGGCAGAUAUCGAUGAGGAUAUUCGCUCGUUUGUCUCGGGCAAUGUGGCCUCUCGUGACGAAUAUGAAGAACUGCAGCAGCGUAUAGUGGCAUUAAAUGAGGAGCUAGUUGAAUCUGCUGAAAUAAUGCUAUUACAAUCCAAUAACGAAGGUCCAAUACAAUCUGCGCAAAUACUAUCGAAACUCCCGGCAAUCAAUGCAGAAUAUAUCGAUACAGCAGCCACACGCCACAUCUCGGUUGACAAAUUUGUUUCAUCGUAUAACCUUCUCCAAACCUCCUUCUAAUCUUUGUAAUUUUAAAUCUAAUUGAACAUUGAAUAAACACGUGU
This is a messenger RNA of Anopheles aquasalis, 10092 nucleotides long. RefSeq lists its product as uncharacterized. Lineage: Eukaryota; Metazoa; Arthropoda; Insecta; Diptera; Culicidae. The record is from RefSeq and is a predicted model, not a curated record.